CACAGUUUAGAUCCACAUAAUCGGGGCAUCAUUCUUUUUCUCAACCAUGUUAAUUGAUUAUAUUGGAAUCUAAUUGCCUGUCAUGCUAGGUCCAACGAUCGCAUUUAAGCGUGAGAGAACCACGUGAGUAAGCAGACGGUGUUUACUCAUGUUUGGGUACGAACAUGGAGGAUUACUUACGAGUAUUAUAUGAUGUCAUUAACCUUUAGAUAACUUUAAUACAUUAAAAUGGCAUAUAAUUGGGGCAAUCCUUCCUACAUUAGGGAGGAGAAGGUGCGUAUAAAAACAAAAUUAAGUAUGAGUCCAGAACUUCUGCAUUCAAUGUCCAAAAAAAUUGCACAGUUAACUAAGGUUAUAUACAACUUAAAUAUGAGAAUCGAAGAUAAAGAUGUUUUAAUUAUGACAAUGAAGAGUAGCCAUGAAGAAGAAAUUGAAAAACUCUUAAGGGAUUCAAAAGAGAAAGUAACAGAAUAUAAAGAAAAGAUGUGCCAAGAAACCGAAAUGAAAGAAAAAAUCAAAACUUUGGAAGAUCAAUUACACGAAGCGAGAUCGCUUUUACAUAAAUUGUCCUGUGCCGAAUCUGUAGACAUUGCUAAAUUAGAACAGCCCAACAAAUUAUCUUUCUUAACCGAAAGGUUAGAAACUACAAAAUGUGAUCUACAAAACAUUUUAAAAGAAUUUGAAGUCCUCCAUAAAAAUCUACGUAGCAAUCUUAGGAUUAAAUCGAGUUGCAUGAAGAUCGAAAACUGUGCAGAUUCCGAAGACAAACAGACUCCUCCCAGUGGAAACAUUCAGUUUCUUAGAAAUCUCUGUGAUACGUUAGAAAAAGAAAAUACUUUGCUCGUGCAAAAAUACGAGUGCCUUUUAAAUGCAAUUAAGACUCAGUACGAUGAAAUUUUAUUAGAAGUGCAGAAGAUUAAGUUGCAACCAUUAAAUAAUGCAGCAAACUGUCAGUGCAAUGGAACAAAUUUUAUUAAAGACCUCUCCAAUCACGAAACUUUUUUUAAGAAACGGUUAAACGAAUUAUUGCUCCAAUUAUCCGAAAACGAGGAACAGUCGGAAAGAAAUUUCUGA
This is a messenger RNA of Centruroides sculpturatus (bark scorpion), 1074 nucleotides long. RefSeq names its product protein FAM184A-like. Lineage: Eukaryota; Metazoa; Arthropoda; Arachnida; Scorpiones; Buthidae. The coding region runs from base 229 to 1074 and encodes 281 amino acids. The record is from RefSeq and is a predicted model, not a curated record. The transcript is spliced from 5 exons.